GUCGUCCCACGUCGUUCCACCUUGAACCAGAGUGCUGGAUCUCACUUGUAACUAUUUAUUUAUCUUUUGCUAGUGCAAGUCACUAUGGCGACCUCUACUUCGGACUCGUUCCCCCUGGCGACGGACCAGCCUUACAGCGAAGGCGAUAGCGGCCCCGGAUCUAUCAGCUCUGGUGGAAGCAUCGACAACUCAGCAGGAGCUUCUGGAAGUAGCCCUGGCGUUGUUCAAAUCUCUCAUGGUGCGAUAGUCGCAAUAAUAGUUGUUGUUGCGGUUGUAUGCGUGCUUGGCAUUUCUACAGCAGUACUCUUCUACCUUGCCAAAAAGAGAGAAUGGAAGGUUAGAGAAAGCAUUCGACGCUCGGCAAGGAAGGUAGUCACUGCUCUCACGCCUCGCCGCUCCGAAUUCCCUAAAUCAGUGAAGGAUAAUUCUCGAGGUCGUGUUCGGUUAGACGACGUACCGCCCACGCCUCGACUUCGACCCGAAGAUAUUGAGAAGGGCCUUGCCAAACCCAGCGUUCGACAGAGCCCAGAGGGAAGAAGUAAGAAAUGGACGAGGAAGUAAAUAAUCGUGAUGAAUUGGCUGGUGAGCUGACACGGGGCUGGUUAAAGCUAGUUAAGAAUUGGGAAAACAGUCAUCGAAGCGGAUUUUGCAUUCAACU
Annulohypoxylon maeteangense is the source of this 658-nucleotide messenger RNA. RefSeq lists its product as uncharacterized. Bases 85 to 561 code for a protein of 158 amino acids. The transcript is spliced from 2 exons. The record is from RefSeq and is a predicted model, not a curated record. Lineage: Eukaryota; Fungi; Ascomycota; Sordariomycetes; Xylariales; Hypoxylaceae.